AUGACAUUAAAGCGCAAGGCUUCGUUCACGAUCACGACGUCUCCUCGAACGGCGUCGACUUAUAAUAAUCCUACAUCUCCGAUUUCAUGUCUGCUCGGAGACGUAAUAACUAUGGACGAACCCCCCAAACACCUUAACAGCCGCACACGGAAGCGGUACAAACAGGACCGUCCAGAUGAACAGUCCAUAUAUGAUAAAACCCUUCGUUGGCUCUUCUCAGCACAGAAGAAGCAGCGUGACCGGGACGAGCCAUCAGCAUCCUCCAUGUCCAACGAGGUCUGCAUUGAGGAUGCGCUGCCCCUUCCGUCCAUUCCCGACCCCAACCAACAGACCCUAGGGAGGUUCUUUCAGCGUAUUCAACGUCCCUCCCAAAUGUCGCCGCAUUGCCUUUCAAAUAACACGUCGACGCAAACCUUCAUCUCUCAACCUGGCGCCAUGAACUCCAUGGGCCAAGUGAACCCGACCAUGUAUAAUGCCAAUUCUGGCAGCAUGGAUAUCGACACGGACAUGACGAUGGAAAUAGACUCUGGCAAUGAUUCCGUGACGUCGAGUCUGGCCGGUGAAAAGAGAUGGGUCGGUGGUAUCGGUUGGAUAUGAAAUAAUUUACACACUUUUCCUUUUUUUUUUUUUUUUUUUUGGCCCAUUCUCCCUAUUUUUCGAUUGUAUUAUGUUCAUGCGCAGCAUUUCUUCCAUGGCGUUCCGGAUCUGUUGAUCUCUCCCCUGCGAUCACUUGUGGGAUGGUACCAAACCUAUUCUUUUCCCUUGUUUUACUUUCGGCUAUGCUAUGAUCUAGCCGGAAGGCUUGGACCAAAAACUGGCGGACGGGCGCCGGCUUGGUCUCCCGGCGUGCAAGCCGGGGGGGCUAUUUCCAUAUUC
Messenger RNA from Coccidioides immitis RS, 876 nucleotides. RefSeq lists its product as uncharacterized. The record is from RefSeq and is a predicted model, not a curated record. NCBI's taxonomy places the organism in Eukaryota, Fungi, Ascomycota, Eurotiomycetes, Onygenales, Onygenaceae. The transcript has 2 exons. Bases 1 to 597 code for a protein of 198 amino acids.